Molecule: messenger RNA, 1673 nt
Organism: Sapajus apella (tufted capuchin)
Lineage: Eukaryota; Metazoa; Chordata; Mammalia; Primates; Cebidae
Product: butyrophilin subfamily 3 member A2-like
Biological process (GO): T cell receptor signaling pathway; regulation of cytokine production
Cellular component (GO): external side of plasma membrane
Molecular function (GO): signaling receptor binding
Source: RefSeq, a predicted model, not a curated record
AGUGCUGCAGUGUCAUUCACACAGAGGCUUCUCCCUGCACCCAUGCAAGUACUUUGCUAGACUAAACAUCAGAAAGUGGAAUUUCUGGGCCAAUUGUGCACAUUCUAAAUUUCACAUUUCAUGAUAUUGUAUGAGUAAAUAAAGUUCCAAUGGUUUUGUCCCAUGACCGAGAGCAAAUAACUUGUGAAUCUGAGUGCCUUUACUUACUGCUUACCCUCUUUGUAUCCCUAACCCUAAUAUCAUGAGCCUGGCCCCUUGUGGGUACUCAGUAAAUAUUUGUUGAAUGACUUUAUGAAGGGAAGAAAGAAGUAAGACCUGGCCUUAUUUGCAGCUCUCUGAUCACUAGCCUUGGAUUAAAUGUGGUAGGUUGAGCCCCUCACUGACUCCAAGGCCCCACCAGGCAGUCUUCCUGAAUCCCACCAGGAGUUCACUGGGCCGCGAGUUGACCAAGAUGAUGGCCAAGAGCUGAGGCUUUGAGGAGUCCAUAGUGUUGGACACCCACGGUGGUGGAACCAGGGAGCCCAGUGAAGAGGGUCCUGCAUGAAUCAGAGGGGGAUGACAGAGGGUUGGACGGGCAGGGAAAGUUUGGGGAAGCAAUAGGAUUCUGAAUAUUUUCAAACAGUAGAGUGAGGAUGUCCUGAUCGGAUAACAGAUGUGCAUUUUACAUAGACAUGGUUUUACAGGUGAUUUUCCAUGUUGGAACUCAAAGGUAAAGACACUCAAGGACAGAAAUCUUUUGCAGAGCACGGAUGGAAAUGGCAAGUUCCCUGGCCUUUCUUCUGCUCAGCUUUCAUGUCUGCCUCCUCUUGGUCCAGCUGCUCACUCCUUGCUCAGCUCAGUUUGCUGUGCUUGGACCCCCUGGGCCCAUCCUGGCCAUGGUGGGUGAAGACGCUGAUCUGCCCUGUCACCUGGUCCCGACCAUGAGUGCAGAGACCAUGGAGCUGAGGUGGGUGAGUUCCAGCCUCAGGCAGGUGGUGAGUGUGUAUGCAGAUGGAAAGGAAGUGGAAGACAGGCAGAGCGCAGAGUAUCGAGGGAGAACUUCGAUUCUCCAGGAUGGCAUUGCUGCAGGGAAGGCUGCUCUCCGAAUACACAACGUCACAGCCUCUGACAGUGGAAAGUAUUGUUAUUUCCAAGACGGUGACUUCUGUGAAAAAGCCCUGGUGGAGCUGAAGGUUGCAGGUGAGCCUCUGGGUUUUCUUCUGAGAACAUUUCUCCAUAGGAUCUAGAACAGAUUCCGAGUUCCUCUUCCAGAAGCACUGCAGACACCCCUGGCUGCUCACUAGCAAUUGCCUGUGCUGCCUUCCAACUUAGCCUCUCUGAGCCCCUUGAGUAGGACACAAGUUUUCCUUUAGGAAGAAUUCCUGCUGUGCCCUACAUGCUCAAGUAAAGAACUCCCUUCCUCUGGCCACCAGAGACAUAAGGGACAUGAAGGAGGAGGGAUAGGAAGCAUAAGAAAUCGUUGUGUCAGUGACUGGUACACAGUCAUUUUGGUCUAAUUGAGUAACAGACAGCUCCUAUUGUGUCACCAAGUGCACAGUACCACGGGCCUGGGAGGUGCCAUAGGGACUGCAUCUGCUGCCAGUGUUUUCCAGUCAGUCACCCACAAGAAUAUUCCUAGAGUAAAACAAACCAUUUCUUUUUCCUUUUAUUUGUUUAUUUUUUCUUUUGAGAUG